Sparassis crispa is the source of this 2160-nucleotide messenger RNA. RefSeq lists its product as hypothetical. The coding region runs from base 1 to 2160 and encodes 719 amino acids. The record is from RefSeq and is a predicted model, not a curated record. Gene Ontology annotation, cellular component: cytoplasm. Gene Ontology annotation, biological process: regulation of proteolysis; proteasome-mediated ubiquitin-dependent protein catabolic process. Lineage: Eukaryota; Fungi; Basidiomycota; Agaricomycetes; Polyporales; Sparassidaceae. Gene Ontology annotation, molecular function: ubiquitin protein ligase binding. The transcript has 7 exons.
AUGGCUGAACAUCUCCGACAAUCCAACUCUCGCAUGAGCUCUGCUGCGGGAUCUCCAAGUCGUCCCUCUCCCCUCUCGCGUCCACACUGGCCUUGGUCCACAUACACCCAUAGAUCUUCUUCCUCAUCUGUCUUCUCCACUAGCAGCUCUUCUCUCGCUUCACAGAGUAUGUCCGACUCGAGACACUCUGCCGCCAGUACUGUCUUACUUCCCGUUGCCACCGCUGCUAAAGGUGGCCCAGGCAUCCCGGACAACGCUGCUAAUGAGGAAUCGACGACGAGGCAAUGGUCUUUUGCAGCAUUUGAGUGGGUUGUGCGGGACGUACAUAGACUGAGAGACUUCGUUGAAGGUCCUGAAACAACGGACGCUUCAGAUACCACUCCAGAGAAUCAAACUGAAUCAGAAGGCGGUCCCGAGGCCGAUGAUUUUGAGAUCCUAAGAGAGUCGCCCAUGCUCGGAGACAGCAAGUUCAAACUUGAGAUAGCUAAAACUAUACAUUUCCAACAGACGGAUCGAUCCACAACACCAGUGAUUAAGACUGGACCUCAAACAUUAUCGGUGUAUAUCACUUCGCUCAUGGUCGACUUUGCGCAUGCGGACUACGAAAUGUGCACGUCCAUGUUUGCAGCAAUCAAGUGUCAGGAUGACCGAAUAGGUGAGCGCGGAGCCCGAGCUCAAUGGGUUUGGGAAUACUGGCAGAAUGGCUGGGUUUUCCGGCAAGAGAGCGAAGUAUGGGCAUGUCCACUACCCUCACUAUCAUCUCUAUUGGAAAACCCAAGAAUCAGGGAGACAGACUCCUUCGUUAUAUGCGUUCAAAUUCACUCGCCAAUAGGCCCUUUCUUCCCUCAACAGCCUUCCGCCUACUAUGUUCCUCGGGAUCUCCUUGACGGUCUGGAGGCAUCUCUGGACAAUCCAAACACUGGUGAUGUCCAAUUCAUAUGCCUCGAACGUCGGGAUGCCCAUCAGGAACUGUCAGACUCGACCUCGCUCUCACCCAUUACAGCGACGCCUAUGGCCAGUCCCUCUUCCUCGUCCUCGCAGUCGUUCACGCCCCAAACGGUCGCCCGCAAGCGCAUCAUCUACGCCCACGCCGACAUUCUCACCCGCCGAUCGGAGUACUUCACGACAAUGUUCAGUUCUUCUUUUGCGGAGGUACCGGGGAUACACUAUCCUGGUGGGCGCAAAAUAUACACCGUGACCGUUGAGGAAGCCGAUUUCGUCACGAUAUACUGGUUGCUGAAGUGGGUGUAUGCGAACUGGCUACUGUUCAGGAAGGAGGACGAUCCGAGGGAAGCAGUAAACGGUAUGGGUGCGGGUUGGAGCGCACGGGGCUUCGGCAUACGCGGCGCAGCCGACGAAUGGGAGUGGAAGGCAUUCUCGAAGAACAUAUCUACCGAAGGCCACACUCCAGGUGGUGUCAGCGAUGCGCGGAGUGUAACAAGCGCUGAAAGCGCCGUAUCGGGCAGUGCCACUUCGAAGGACAAGGGAAAGUACGUCCCAGACCAGAGCCAAGCCGUGGCAGCGACAACUACCCGGAUCGCGUCCACCUCCAAGGCUGUACCGCCGCCUCCCUCGCCUUCUCGUCCGUCUACGACCAACGCGCGUCGCCCUUCAGUACCCGCCUCAACAAACACGUCUGGACUUACAGUCCCCAAUGUGCCGGGAUCCGCUGCAUCUCGCGGAACCAAGCCCGUCCCUGUCCCCAUUUCGCCCUCGAAGGCCAACUACACCGCUCCGCCACGUUACCCCCUCUCUCCGCACCAGCAGCGCCAGCGCUCGCACCCGUCGGCGCCGUCGACGGAUCCGCAUCCGCAUCCUACGGCCCCGCCGCCCCCGGCGUCCGCGCUGUCGAUGUACCAGAUUGCGCACCGGUACGCGAUGCCCGGCCUCGCUUCGCUCGCGCUAGAGCAUAUCCUAUCGACGAUCACACCGCAAGCGGGCUUCCCGGUACUUCUCGCGACGUCGGCGUGGGAGGAGCUGCAUUCUCUCGUUGAGGACUAUGUCGUUGAAAAGUGGGAUGAGGUCUCGGUUUCGGACGAGUUUGAACGCUGCUGCCAGGAGGUGGCUGCUGGAGAGUGGGGCCCUGAAGGUGGAACGACACUCAUGGCUCUCUUUAGACGAUUGCGGUCCCCGAAUGCGAUGGCCUACGCCAGAAACUGA